Molecule: messenger RNA, 597 nt
Organism: Cylindrotheca closterium
Lineage: Eukaryota; Bacillariophyta; Bacillariophyceae; Bacillariales; Bacillariaceae
Source: the annotation of a GenBank genome assembly
AUGGUUAAGCACAACAACGUCAUCCCCAAUCUUCACUUCCACAAGAAGUAUUGCGCUUCUUCCCGUGGACCACUCAAGGUCAGGCUUACCUUGAACCAAGCUGGAAAGAAGAAGUCUAGACGUUUGGCGCGUGCCAAGAAGGCUGCUGCCAUCGCCCCUGCCCCUCUUCAAAAGUUGCGCCCCAUUGUUCACUGCCAAACCCAGAAAUACUCUGCAAAGACUCGUCUUGGAAAGGGAUUCACUUUGGAGGAAUUGAAGACUGCUGGACUAUCUGCCAAAUACGCUCGAUCAGUGGGAAUUGCUGUUGACUUCCGCAGAACCAACAAAUCCAACGAAUCUCUUGAAUUGAAUGUUGCCCGAUUGAAUGCCUACAAGGCCAAUUUGGUCAUCUUGAAGAAGGGAGACGAUGCUUCCGCCAUGACACAACUCAAGGGAAUCAUCCAACCAAUUGUGAAGCCCGAGGCAGAAAUUGAGAUGGCUGAUGUCACAGCUGAAAUGAAGGAAUUCAAGGCCUUCACCACACUCCGUGUUGCGCGAAAGGAAACCAAGGUUGCAGGAUUCAGACAAUCAGUCCUCGACAGAAAGGAAAAGAAGUAA